This is a messenger RNA of Mauremys reevesii (Reeves's turtle), 2885 nucleotides long. Its product is annotated as ras-related protein Rab-17-like. The record is from RefSeq and is a predicted model, not a curated record. NCBI's taxonomy places the organism in Eukaryota, Metazoa, Chordata, Testudines, Geoemydidae. Bases 1906 to 2559 code for a protein of 217 amino acids. The transcript has 6 exons. Gene Ontology annotation, cellular component: endosome. Gene Ontology annotation, molecular function: GTP binding; GTPase activity.
CACUGGACCUUAAACUUUACCAAGCGCUGUUGUGUUUGUGUGUUGAUCUUUAGGAGCAACCACCGUGCUGGUGAAAGUACCGGGCUCUCAGUGGGGAGUUUCAAGAGGUGUGCUUUUUACUUUCUAGUUUGCCUGGAUUGGAUUUAACUUGUUUGAGCACCUGCACAGCCCUGCUCUACCGCUGCUUCCCAACCAGCAUUGUUUCCAACUUUCAAUGGAUUGAAGACGUCUCCUCCCACCCCACCUAGAAGCAAAGCAAUGUUUAAAAAGUCUCCAUCUCCACAGGACGAUGCAAGGAAAGCUGCCUCCCCCGCCUGACAGAUCUCAGUCAGCCCAGCACUUCAUUUGGUGAACUCCUUUUCUUUUGAUCUGCUUUAAUCGCUCGGUCUAGGUCUAGGAAGAUUAAAUCUUUCAUUUUGAGAGCCACACAGACUGCUUCUAAAUGCAUCUAAAACUUGAUAAUGGCUUAUACACCCCGGGGCUCGGUCACUGAGCCCCACAGUAACCCAUGGGAGGAGGGGUAGAUGGGUGGAAGAGCAGGACACACAAUUCUGAUGUUUGUGUGGGCAGGUUGUCAGCUCCAGGUAGAACCUAGCUCUGUGUCUAGGAUCAGUCAUCUUCAAAGUGAGCUCCUCCCUGUAACAAUUACUCAGCUGUGAUAAAGAGUCUUUUACCCAAGGAUCUCAAAUCACUCGACAAAGGCAGAGAUAGAUGCAGGAGAGAAGAUACAGAGAUUUGACUAUCAAAGUUUACAAAAGGAGCCAUUUAAAAAAAUAAUCACUGUCUCUGAUAGGCGUUUGUUUUCAUGGGUUGCUUGUCUUUAGGGGUUCAUGGAUCUGUCUCGGUCAUUAUUACAGCUGGAGCUGGUGGCCUGUGAAACCCUGGACACAGGUCCCCUUAUUUUUUUAAGCUAUUGCUAAGGCUGAAUAUAGCCUUGAAAAUGUGGCCCAUCUUCAUAACACCAAGCACUAGAAACCAACUUCAAGACAAAUUUGCUAGGGUUAAAAGUUCAGCCACUGAUGGGUUUUUCCCCCCUAGCCUCCCACCAUAGCCAGCCUCACCUGGCCUUUGAGACUCCUGAGAACCACAGGUAUAGGGCCAGUGAGGUUUCUUGGUAAGGAAAAAGUCUGACUGAUUCAUGGCUGUGCAUCCGGACUGCCCCUUGUGAGCCUAGCGCUGGAAGCUUUGGGACCACCUGUAUCAAGUUUGUUCCAAGAGCCCAAACCAGUGUAUUGACGGAAGAGCUUUCUCAGGAGGUCAGGUAUUGGGGGGGGAAACAGGUUGGAGCGCUAUGACCAGUAUUUAGGAUAGGGACUCUGGAGUUCACAGUGCUGCUACGAGAGGCCACCUGACAUUGUGACUGUGGCCACAGCAGCUCAGGCUGUUGAUGAGUCUAUGGAUUAGACUUGGUCUACACCUAAGUUAGGUCAGCACGUUGCCCUGUGGUUGGCCACACUCCUGCGUGACAUUGCCAUGGCAACCUAGCCCGCACGGUGGCUGCAGCUGUGUUGACAGAAGAAUGCUUCCAUCGCUGAAGCGCCUGUCUGUUGGGGAAGUGGUGUCCUACACUAAAGGAAAACCCCCAUUUCUGUUGGUGUUGGUUGUGUCUAUACCACUGCGUUAUACUGGCCAAUACACUGACGGAGCUAUGCCGGUACAGCCCCCCCGUACUGUACAUGUACCCGUAGGGUUAGACUCCCAUUAGGAUUCUUUUAAGCAUGUUAAGCUUGAAUGAUUGGAACAGGGGUGCAGUAAGGGUUAAACUGGAGCCACGUCUCCUGCUACACUGAGUGGGAAAUCGAGGCCUGGGGCCUAACUCUUUAGAGUGUACGCAGCUAAUCAUCCGAGGGCCCUGGAGCGCACUGUCAAUGCCUUUUGAACAGGGUUCUCUCUUCUUUGCAGAACAUGGCCCCGAGAAGAACGCAGCAGGUGGGGGCGGGGCCGUCCACGGAGCAAGCCUACAUCUACAAGGUGGUUCUGCUGGGGAGCACGGCCGUGGGAAAGUCAAGCAUAGCCUUCCGCUAUGUGAAAAAUGACUUCAGGGAAUCCUUGCCCACUGUGGGAUGUUCUUUCUUCACCCAGCUGGUAUGUUUAGAGACUGCCACGAUCAAGCUUGAGAUCUGGGACACUGCAGGACAAGAGAAGUACCAUAGCGUUUGCCAUCUUUAUUACAGGGGGGCGAACGCUGCCCUUCUUGUAUAUGACAUAGCCAGAAAGGCAACUUUUUCAAGAGCAAAGCUAUGGUUGAGGGAAUUAGAGAAGGAAUUUCUUCCCGAUGAGCUCGUGAUUGUUUUAGUCGGCAAUAAGACAGAUCUUGCUGCUCAGCGGGAAGUCACCUUUGAGGAGGCGGAGGAGUUUGCAAAGAGCAAAAGCUUAAUUUACAUGGAAACGUCGGCAAAAUCCAACCACCAAGUGACCGAGGUGUUUAUGGCCAUAGCUCACGAGUUACUGAAACAGGAACAACAGAAGGAACCAGCCCUUCAGCCUCAGCCCUGGAAGAAGUCACGUGUGGACCUGCGAGAGCCAAGCAAUCACACUAAAAAGUGUUGCAUGAACUAAAGGAAAUGGCAGACUGACCUAAGGUUACCAUCAAGUGUGUUUUUAUUUUGCGGGGGGGAGGGAGGGAGGGAUGUAUUGUGUGCAGGCAGCAUGGUUCUAGGGGGCAGCUGGUGUGUCAGACUGUGAUUAUUGCUUUUAUUUUUUAUUAUUGUCAAUGUUCGAUUGAAGAACUGUACGAGAGGAGAUAUUGCCGAAUGCAAGGAACCUGAAAAGCACUGCAAGUCUCCUCUUGCUUGUUUGUUCAGUGUUAUCGUUAUACAAGAAUACAGUGCAAAGUAGCUUCACAAAUAAAAACAGCAAAAAGGAGGAGGUGACUCUCUCUUCCC